Molecule: messenger RNA, 2534 nt
Organism: Pelmatolapia mariae (spotted tilapia)
Lineage: Eukaryota; Metazoa; Chordata; Actinopteri; Cichliformes; Cichlidae
Gene: tbc1d17
Product: TBC1 domain family, member 17
Exons: 17
Coding region: 62-1948 (628 amino acids)
Biological process (GO): activation of GTPase activity
Molecular function (GO): GTPase activator activity
Source: RefSeq, a predicted model, not a curated record
UCCAUUAGCAGGAAGCUUGACGUCACGUUUGUUUUGGGAGAACGACGGAGACGACAGGAAAAUGGAGCAAAGCGCUGAGGAUUAUAAGCUGAUAUUUGAGAAGGAGGGGGUAUACCUCCACACAAAUGCCAAGAGGAAUAACCAGGACACUAGCAUCCCAGGGUUCAUCCGCAUUGUGGAGCGGGCUGGGCUGCCAGCUCUAGAGUGGAGUCCACUGGAGGAUGACGGUCGCAACGCUCCUGCUGUACUCUACAGCAGAAAGGAUGGUGAUGGAGGGGAAGAGGAUACAAACUUUGACCCGGGGUACGAGCCAGACUGGGCAGUUAUAAGCACCGUGAAGAAAGAACGAGAACACGUCCCAGUCAAAAAUUCAGGUCAGUGGGCGUUCUCGCUGCCUCUCUCUGAGCUGUACUCUCUUCGGAGGUCUCGGUUCUCCUUGGGUCGAAACUUUCUCGUGCUGACUAGUAGAGGUGGCCACCCACUGCCUCCUUUGCACUUCCACAGAGGAGGAACCCGGGAACUGCUGAGGGCACUUCAGCGCUACAUUAUUCUGGACCCGUCACCACUUGACGGGCGGCUCUUCCUUGCCUACCCCCAGGACUCAGGCACGCUCCCUCAGUCCUUUGAUAGGCUGCAGUUUCUUGAUGAUGGAGGCAAUGAUCUUGUCUCAAGAUUUAUCCAUGACCCGUAUGCCACUACAUUUGGUGGAUUCUCCAAAGUCACAAAUUUCUUCAGGGCAGCACUUCGGCCUCCAGAGUCCCCCAUCCACACACGUACUCCUCAGGAUCCCAGUUUGCCUCCACAGUCUGAUGAAGAGCCCGGAUUCGAACUCAUCACCUGCGGUGUGGAACUUGGUCCCAAACCAGAUGUAACAAGGGGACAGCCUCUGGAUAAGUGGGAGGAGUUUUUGGACUCUGAGGGGCGAGUGACUUGCAAAGAAAAAAUCAAAGAACUUGUGUUCAGAGGGGGCAUCACACACUCACUGAGGAAGGAGAUAUGGAAAUUCCUGCUGGGGUUUUAUCCGUGGAACAGCACUGCCAAGGAAAGAGAGGACAUUCUUCGGGUCAAAACGGAUGAGUACUUCAGGAUGAAGGUGCAGUGGAAGUCUGUCAGUGAAGAGCAGGAGAUGAGAAACUCCCUCCUCAGAGGAUACAGAAGCCUGAUAGAGAGAGACGUCAACAGGACAGACAGACACAACACUUUCUUCUCUGGGAAUGACAAUCCGGGACUGACCCUGCUUCACGACGUGCUGAUGACUUACUGCAUGUACAACUUUGAUCUGGGUUAUGUGCAGGGGAUGAGUGAUCUUCUUUCUCCUAUCCUGUUCGUCACCCAGAAUGAGGUGGAGUCAUUCUGGUGUCUGACAGGAUUCAUGGAGCUGGUGCACCAGAACUUUGAAGAGUCUCAGGAGGCCAUGAAGCAGCAGCUUCUUCAGCUCAGUAUCCUGCUGAAGGCGCUGGACCCAGAGCUCUGUGACUUCCUGGACUCUCAGGACAGCGGCUCGCUUUGCUUCUGUUUCCGCUGGCUGCUCAUCUGGUUCAAGAGAGAGUUUUCCUUUGAGGAUAUCCUCACACUGUGGGAGGUCCUCUGGACUCGUCUUCCAUGUGAAAACUUCCACCUGCUGAUCGCCUGUUCGAUCCUCGAGUCCCAGCGAGAAGAGCUGAUAGGCUCAAACCAUGACUUCAACACUAUUCUGAAGCACAUUAACGAGUUGACAAUGAAGUUGGACCUGCAGAGCGUUCUGCGUGGAGCCGAGGCCAUCUACCUACAGCUGUUUCUGUGCAAGGAGCUUCCUGUUAUGGUGAAGCAGGUCCUGGGCCUCUACGUCCCACCCAGCUCAGAGGAAGAGAGCCCAGACUCACAGGCCAGCGAGACACAGCGCCUCCUCAGCCAAUCACAGGAAGGAGCUGCAGCUUCUAAUUCAGCAUGUGGCCCCAGCUGCCCUUAAAUCUGAUUAUCAGCUGGUGGACUGACACUCGCUAAGAGAUGUGUAAAAGACAUUUAUAUAUGAAAUAUGUACUAAAUAUUAUACCAUGGUACGGAGUGAAGACUGUUGUUACUGAUGGUCAGAGGCAGGGGGCACUGUGGAGUCUCUUUUCUCUCACUGUGUGUUCAUGAAAGUUACAAUCCAACGUGUUUAAACACUAUAGUCGUACUUGCAGUGCUGUUUUUGUGUGUAUGCUGUCCUCUGUUUCCUUGUCACUUCUUUACAUCUCCUGUUUUCGUGACACUUUUGCUUCUGCUUUUACUUAUUAUUUAACUAUAUUAAUUCGUUUAUCACUUGAUUACUUUUCAGUUUAUUUUGUGUUUUCUUACGGUCCUCUCACCACUCCUCCUGUAAAGGGAAAUAGACGAAGGAUAAACUCAUUGGCAGCAUUUUGCUAGUACUGUAAGAUGCCAUUCCAGCCCUAUGCAAAGGUUGUGCAUGCCUUAUAGGUUCCACAUGCCGCUUUGGUAAUAUUAAGCCUUGUAACUAUAUGUAUGAUGUUCUAGCAUUUUCAUCUUGUUAUUACCAAAUAAAUGGUUGAAUCAUA